UCCAGGCUCACUCACUCAUUCACUCCUCACUUUACCUGUCCGAUCUCAAGUACAAAUCUCCUUUACUGCAGAAAUAACUCAUACAGCAUUGCUGUGCACACGCAGUUCGCUCAGUGCGGUAACACACAGGAAUAAGAGCUCGGAUCUAUCAGCCAGAGAGAGAAGCCCAACAGGACAGAGAGACAUGGCAACUACAACCUGUACACGCUUUACUGAUGAAUACCAGCUGUAUGAAGAACUCGGAAAGGGCGCUUUUUCAGUUGUUCGACGUUGUGUCAAGCUGUGCACAGGCCAAGAAUACGCUGCCAAAAUCAUCAACACCAAAAAGCUCUCAGCUAGAGAUCACCAGAAGCUUGAACGUGAAGCUCGGAUUUGUCGUCUUCUUAAGCACCCCAACAUUGUCCGACUUCAUGACAGCAUAUCAGAAGAAGGCUUCCACUACCUCCUGUUUGACUUAGUCACCGGUGGCGAGUUAUUUGAAGACAUUGUAGCCCGAGAGUAUUACAGUGAAGCGGAUGCCAGUCAUUGCAUCCAGCAGAUCUUGGAGGCGGUGCUUCACUGCCACCAAAUGGGUGUGGUGCACCGAGAUCUCAAGCCAGAGAACCUGCUCUUGGCCAGCAAAUGCAAGAACGCAGCAGUGAAGCUUGCUGAUUUUGGUUUGGCCAUUGAGGUGCAAGGAGAACAGCAAGCCUGGUUUGGAUUUGCUGGUACACCUGGUUACCUGUCUCCUGAGGUGCUAAGGAAAGAGGCUUAUGGGAAACCUGUGGACAUUUGGGCUUGUGGUGUUAUCCUGUACAUUCUGCUUGUUGGAUAUCCACCUUUUUGGGAUGAGGACCAGCACAAACUCUACCAGCAGAUCAAAGCCGGGGCUUAUGAUUUUCCUUCUCCAGAGUGGGACACGGUCACACCUGAAGCAAAGAACCUCAUUAACCAGAUGCUCACCAUCAACCCAGCCAAGAGGAUCACUGCACAAGAAGCUCUCAAACACCCAUGGGUCUGCCAACGCUCGACAGUGGCCUCCAUGAUGCACAGGCAAGAGACAGUCGAGUGCCUGAAGAAGUUCAACGCCAGGAGAAAACUCAAGGGUGCCAUUCUCACCACCAUGCUGGUGUCUCGCAACUUCUCCGUGGGCCGGCAAACCACAGCUCCGGCCACGGUCUCGGCGGCGGCUGUCGCUGCAGCCGGUGCUGCUGGCCUGGUGGAACAAGCAGCCAAGAGCCUGCUCAACAAGAAGGCUGAUGUCAAGCCACAGUCAAACAGCACGAAAAACAGCAUAGUCACCAGUCCCAAAGGCAACAUCCCUUCUCCUGCUCUGGAGCCUCAGACCACUGUUAUCCAUAACCCAGUGGAUGGGAUCAAGGAAUCCUCGGACAGCAGCAACACAACAAUCGAGGAUGAAGAUGUUAAAGUGCGCAAACAGGAGAUUAUUAAGAUCACGGAGCAGUUAAUUGAGGCUGUGAACAAUGGAGACUUCGAGGCCUAUGCAAAGAUCUGCGACCCUGGAUUGACUUCUUUCGAACCUGAGGCCUUGGGUAACCUGGUAGAGGGCAUGGACUUCCACCGAUUCUACUUUGAGAACCUGUUGUCUAAAAACAGUAAACCCAUCCACACCACCAUCCUGAACCCACAUGUGCACCUGAUUGGUGAGGAUGCUGCCUGCAUUGCCUACAUCCGCCUCACGCAGUACGUGGACGGUCAAGGCCGGCCACGCAGCAGCCAGUCAGAGGAGACGCGCGUGUGGCACCGCCGUGACUCCAAAUGGCAGAACGUGCACUUUCACUGCUCGGGUGCACCUGCCGCCCCACUCCAGUGAAGGUGGACAGCAGCUGGACAUGUUUUGACCCUUGCAGAGGAGUAGGAGAGGGAGGAUCAGCAGAAACGGCAGGAGAGGUCCAGUCUUGGAGAGCUCUGGAUCUUUCUGCCCUCCGGUCUGGCCACAACUACCCGUACCUGCAUGCAAAAACUACCCCUGUGUCUCCACCUACUGGAUUGCUCUUCUACUACUGCAUCCUGCCAACCUCCAACAGCCCAAACCUAGCAGUACACACAGCACAGUGUAACACCAGUGCACAAAUACUCACCAUGCUACUGCACACUAUUGCUUAUUGUCUUAUGCCAAGAUCUAUGUGAUUAAUACGCAUAUCAGUCCUGGAGAGAAAACCUGCUCCUUAACAGCUCCUUCUCCCCUCCUCACUCGCUCAUCUCUAUUAGUCUUUUGACCUAUAUACCCGGGUAAUCUUUAUUAUAAUAGAUCAUGUGUUAUUAAAGUAAUUUAUUGAUAUUAUGAUUAUUAUAAUAGCUAUAUUACUUUUGUUAUAACUACCUACAUCAUUUAUUUGUAAGUAUUGCUGUUAUAUUGAGUGAAAAUGAUGUACAGUCAAAAUAUUAAUGCACACUGAUUUAAAAACCCAAAAGCAUGGAUUCAUAGUGUCAUUAAGUGGGGUUAAUUUGUUGAUUUAAGUAAGAUAAAGUUAUUGAGAGUAUUGUGUGGAUAUAAAAGUGUGAGGGCUCUUUAAUGUACAAAUAUAAGCAAAUGUUGAGUCUACAGGUCUCAUAUCUGUGCAACUAUUUGAUUAUUUCUGUAGCCUAAAUGUUGAUCUCGUAUUUUCCUUUGACAUACAGUACAAUUCCUGUUGAUGUGCUGACAUACAAGCUUUUUUUAAACCUAUAAACUAUGUAUAGCAACUAUUUACAGUAUAAGUGUAUGGAAUUUGGAGACCUUUCUGGCAAACAUUAUAGCAAGCAACCCAUGAAAAAGCAUUUUAUGUACAUGGGGCAAAUCAAUAGAUGUUUAGAGAGCGCUAAGGCCUGAAGCUUUAGCUAGUACCUUCAGCUAGGUGUCUAAGUUUCAAAAACAGACAACAGCUGAUUUAAAAGAAUAUUUCAAUGCAAAUUACCAGUCAACCCAAAUCAUACACCGAUCAGCCCUAACAUUAAAACCAUCUCCUGAUUUCUACACACACUGUCCAUUUUAUCAGCUCCACUUACCAUAUAGGAACACUUUGUAGUUCUACAAUUAAUGACUGUAGUCCAUCUGUUUCUCUACAAAUUUUUUAGCAUGCUUUUACCCUGUUCUUAAAUAGUCAGGACCCCCACAGGACCACUACAGAGUAGGUAUUAUUUAGGUGCUGGAUCAUUCUCAGCACUGCAGUGACUCUGACAUGGUGGUCUUGUGUUAGUGUGUGUUGUGCGGGUAUGAGUGAAUCAGACACAGCAGCCCUGCUGGAGUUUUUAAAUACAGUGUCCACUCACUGUCCACUCUAUUAGACACUCUUAGCCUGCUUUCAUCCUGUUAUACAAUGGUCAGGACCACCACAGAGCAGGUAUUAUUUAGGUGGUGGAUCAUUCUCAGCACUGCAGUGACUGACAUGGUGGUCUUGUGUUAGUGUGUGUUGUGCGGGUAUGAGUGAAUCUGACACAGCAGCCCUGCUGGAGUUUUUAAAUACAGUGUCCACUCACUGUCCACUCUAUUAGACACUCUUAGCCUGCUUUCAUCCUGUUAUACAAUGGUCAGGACCACCACAGAGCAGGUAUUAUUUAGGUGGUGGAUCAUUCUCAGCACUGCCGUGAUACUGACAUGGUGGUGGUGUGUUAGUGUGUGAUGUGCUGGAGUUUUUAAAUACUGUGUCCACUCACUGUCCACUCUAUUAGGCACUCCUACCUAUUUGGUCCACCUUGUAGAUCAGUAAGUCAGAGACGACCGCUCAUCUAUUGCUGCUGUUUGAGUUGGUUAUCUUCUAGACCUUCAUCAGUGGUCACAGGACGCUGUUGGCUGGAUAUUUUUGGUUGGUGGACACAGGAAAACUCCAGUAGCGCUGCUGUGUCUUAUCCACUCAUAACAGCACAACACACACUAACACACACUAUAUGGUAAGUGGAGCUGAUAAAAUGGACAGUGAGUGUAGAGACAAAGAGGUGGUUUUAAUGUUAUGGCUGAUCAGUGUAUAUAACAGGGUACAAUGCAAAUAUAGCAGAAAUUGAUGUACAAACGUGCCAGAAUGGCAUUUCUUAUUGAUCGAUGAAGAACUUCAAACACAAUUUAAGGAAAUUCACUGGAAGGUGUUCCCACUUUUGUUUCAUUAGUGAUUUAACUUCAUUACAUAUUUCUGAAAUGUGAUUAUGUGAUUAUAUUUUUGAAUGUCCCUGAUCCACAGAGAAACGUUUUGUAAAUGGUGAACCCUUUGAGAUAUUUUCCUUGUCAUACAGCGGUCAAAGCAGGAUGUCGGCAUAUUUUAUUGUUGUGUUGUACUUUCCUCUUUGUAUUUACUAUUGAAAUACUUCAAAUCUAUAAGAGUUACCUCGUAAAACCAUUAUGUAGUGCUUUCAUAACAUAGGUACCAGUUUUGCAUGAAUUUUGGUGAUCAUCAUUUGAUUGUUGAUUUAUUUUGCUCUAAAGGCUAGUGAAUAAUGCUUUGCUAUUUUCAGCACUCUGUAAGUGCUUCUAGCUAUUUUUGUCUCAAGUAAUUAAUUGUUAUAAAAAAUCUGAGUAAACUGUGUCCUGAUAUAAUUGAUAUGACAUGAUUUUAUACAGGCUUUUGGUGUUGUCUGAGCAGUGUUGGUGUUACGCAUUCAAGCAUAGUUUCUUCAGUCACUGCAGCCCAAAAUCUGGCAACCUUCAAUUUGUAACAAGGUGCUGGACUAAACGCUGGUUUACUUAAAGAGUAACUGUCAUGUUUACUCACUCUCACUUUCUUAACCACUUAUCCAAUUCGGGUCGCAGGGGGGUGCUUGAGCCUAUCCCAGCUUUUCAAUGGGCGCAAGGCACACAGUAACACCCUGGACGGGGCGCCAGUCCAUCGCAGGGCACACACACAUACACACACACUCACCUAUAGGGCAAUUCAGUGUCUCCAAUUAACCUGUCUGCAUGUUUUUAAACUGGGAGGAAACCGGAGCUCCCGGAGGAGACCCACGCAGACACGGGGAGAACAUGCAAACUCCACACAGAAAGGACUGGGACUGGGGAACGAACCCAGGACCUUCAUGCUGUGAGUUGACAGUGCUACUUUGCCGCCCCUGUCAUGUUUACUCACUCACUCACUCACUCACUUUCUUAACCACUUAUCCAAUUAGGAUUGCGGAUGGGUGUGCUGGAGCCUAUCACAGCUUUUCAGUGGGCACAAGGCACACAGUAACACCCUGGACCCUAUAGGGCAAUUCAUUGUCUCCAAUUAACCUGACUGCAUGUUUUUGGCAGUCAGGUUUUGACUGUGGGAGGAAACCGGAGCUUCCGGAGGAAACCCACUCAGACACGGGGAGAACACGCAAACUCUGCACAGAAAGGACCCCCCAAGGGAUUGAACCCAGGACCUUCUUGCUGUGAGGUGACAGUGCUACGCACCUAGCCACCAUGCCGCCCUGUCAUGUUUAGCUACAUUGAGGAAAAUAAGCUAAACGUCUAGGUUUAUUUUGAUGUUCUUGUCUAUGGUGAUCGACUUAGUGAUUAGGACUGAUUUUGUCCUAAUUCAACGCCGAGUUCAGAAUUGACCUUUAGGUGGCAGUAUAAAUUUAAAUUUGAAUGUUUACCAGAACCCUCGCUUGCUUAUUAGUUAAUACAGCGAUUAGGCAUAACAUUAAAACCACCUCCUUGUUUCUACACACACUGUCCAUUUAUCAGCUCCACUUACCAUAUAGGACCACUUUGUAGUUCUACAAUUACUGAAUGUAGUCCAUCUGUUUCUCUACAUACUUUUUUAGCCUGCUUUGACCCUGUUCUUAUUCAGGUGGUAGAUCAUUCUCAGCACUGCAGUGACACUGACAUGGUGGUGGUGUGUUAGUGUGUGUUGUGCUGGCAUGAGUGGAUCAGGCACAGCAGCGCUGCUGGAGUUUUUAAAUACCAUGUCCACUCACGGUCCACUCUAUUAGACACUCCUACCUAGCUGGUCCACCUUGUAGAUGUGAAGUGAGAGACGAUCGCUCAUCUAUUGCUGCUGUUUGAGUUGGUCAUCUUCUAGACAGUGGUCAGUGGUCACAGGACGCUGCCCACGGGGUGCUGUUGGCUGGAUGUUUUUGGUUGGUGGACUAUUCUCACCUUCCCCUUAAAAGCCAGCCCUAAUAAUGCAAAAUACAAGCACAUGAAACCUGAUUAAUAGAAAAAACACACAAAGGUUGAACGUUUUUGGUGACGUAGGGAUUAAAUCUACAGACUACCAGCUACACAAAAGCAGGGGAAACACAUAAUAUAGCCCAAGUCAUUUUUGAUGGUGUUCAAUUUCUGCAAAGAUCAGCUUUGCUUAUUCUCAUCAGCAGUCUUUACAGCAGGUUUAGUUACAGUAUGCCUAGAAGUCCACUAGUACACUAUGAAAAUUCUCAAGAAGCAAUAAGUACUUGGGGUAUCAUGUUGUAUGCAUAAUAUGUUAUACUGAAUUGAAAAUGAGUAUGCACAGUAAGCCAUUUCAAACCAAGCCAUCAACUCAGUUUAUUAAUUUAGAAGACAAUUAGCACAAAUGUAGUAAUGGAGGGUGUGUAUACUGUCUAGUGACAACUUGCUGCUCUUACAACACCAGCCAAAAGCUAUUUGUAGUGUUUUCUCUUUCAUUUUCCUUUUUUUUUAUUAUAAUAAUAAAUAUUUUUUUUCUUUAAUUUAUUAUCCAUGUCUCAUUUUGUAGGUUGUAGGUUGUUGUAUAUAAUCUCUUUAAAGUAAAAUGAGAUGUGAAUUAUAUAUGAUUAUUUUUUAAAACGUUAGUUCACUAUGAGUCCCAUGAUUCUACCGAUACCUAUAAUUACUCUUUAUCUGUUCUUCCAGUGAUCGAUCUCUCCCCUAUAACUUAAGCAAAUGUGGUAAGAUGUUAUCAAUAUGUUACUAAUAAAAAGAAUAAUGGUAUUAUCAA
Messenger RNA from Trichomycterus rosablanca, 6830 nucleotides. It is a transcript of the gene camk2b2, whose product is annotated as calcium/calmodulin-dependent protein kinase type II subunit beta. The coding region runs from base 185 to 1813 and encodes 542 amino acids. NCBI's taxonomy places the organism in Eukaryota, Metazoa, Chordata, Actinopteri, Siluriformes, Trichomycteridae. The transcript is spliced from 21 exons. Gene Ontology annotation, biological process: protein phosphorylation. Gene Ontology annotation, molecular function: calcium/calmodulin-dependent protein kinase activity; ATP binding; calmodulin binding. The record is from RefSeq and is a predicted model, not a curated record.